AUGUUUCUUAAUGCAUCCGACGAAGCGUUUCCAAGUGUCGACCCAGAGCUGGACUCAUGCAGCAACUACACCGCCGCCUGGCUUUGGCUGACGUCUCUACAGCCCAGCUUCCUGGCUCUCACCAGUGUGGUGGGGCUGCUGGGCAACGGCAUGGUCCUCGUUGUCUUCUGCCUGCAGAGGAAGACCUGCACGGUCGCCGACAUCUACCUGGGGAACCUAGCCGCUGCCGACCUGGUGAUGAUGUGCUGCCUCCCGUUUUGGGCUUUCACCAUCACCCAAGGCUACCAGUGGGACUUCGGGGAGGCACUCUGCAAGGUGGUCAACGCGGCCAUCGCUAUGAACUACAUCUGCAGCGUCAUGUUCCUCACCUUGGUCAGCUUGGACCGCUACCUGGCCUUAGUGAAGCCGAUGAGCUCCAGCCGCCUGAGAAGACCCACCUGGGCCAAACGGAUCUGCCUCAUCAUUUGGAUCCUUGGCUUCAUUUAUACCCUGCCCACCCUGAUUUUCCGCGCCGUGGUGUAUGUGGAGGAUCCCGGGGUGAAUGCUUGGAUCUUAGCUUACCCACAUCCCAUCUGGAGGGUUCACCACAACAUCUCAAUGAACGUAAUAGGAUUCCUGAUUCCGGUCCUGGUGGUGUCCGUGUGCAGCUAUUAUAUUGUGACCGUGCUACGGGAAGGACAGGCCAGUCGACAGACCGCAGGGAGGUCAGAGAGGAAAGCCACGAACCUAGUCCUCGCUGUGAUGGCUGUUUUCCUCAUCUGCUGGACUCCACACCAGGUCAUGCGUUUCCUUGACACGCUGGAGUACUUUGAUCUCACCCCCGGGUGUCUUUGGGGUCACGUCCUGGACAUCGGAAUACAACUGUCGACCUACUUGGCCUACAGCAACAGCGCCAUCAACCCCUUCCUGUUCGUCAUCGUGGGGAAGCAUUUCAGGAGAAGGUCUUUGGAGGUGUUGGGGAAGAUCCGGUCCGGAUCUAAAGACAUGACCAACCAGACCGUCAGCUUCACCUCAGCCAACAGGAUCAAUGACAGGCACCGUGUCAGUGUUGUCAAUCUAGAGAAGCAUGCACUCUUCCCCAAAUCCUUACAGUAA
Molecule: messenger RNA, 1095 nt
Organism: Synchiropus splendidus (mandarinfish)
Lineage: Eukaryota; Metazoa; Chordata; Actinopteri; Syngnathiformes; Callionymidae
Product: B2 bradykinin receptor
Exons: 1
Coding region: 1-1095 (364 amino acids)
Biological process (GO): G protein-coupled receptor signaling pathway; neutrophil chemotaxis; immune response
Cellular component (GO): membrane
Molecular function (GO): bradykinin receptor activity
Source: RefSeq, a predicted model, not a curated record